AUGCGAAAUGCGCGCGGCGCGCACAGAUCACAUAGCGCUUACAUAUGUGCACGAGGGGCGAGGGAGUCCGCUGCACGGACGGGAGACGAGCCCGCGCGGGAGCCGAUCGCGUGCAGAGAGCCGUGCAAAAAUAUGUAUUGCAAACAACCACCGGUGCAAAUGAACCGCCAACCCCCCUUCGCGGCUCAGCAAAAAGACGAGAGAGGGGUGCGUCGCUGUUUCGACGGGGUUCAACUUACGAUGGACGUCAGCGGUGGAGCAGUCGAUAGAAACCGGGUGUUAGUCCGAGUGCGCCUCACGUGGGCUCAGAAAAGUUUCCGUGCACACGCGCGCAGACCGAGAAAAGCGAAGAAAAAGGGCGACGCGCUCGCAGAAACUGUGUUA
Iphiclides podalirius (scarce swallowtail) is the source of this 384-nucleotide messenger RNA. NCBI's taxonomy places the organism in Eukaryota, Metazoa, Arthropoda, Insecta, Lepidoptera, Papilionidae. The record is from the annotation of a GenBank genome assembly.